AUGCCACUCAGCGUCGGCAUGUGGGAGCAGCUGGUUGAGAAGUACCGGCCAUCGUCGCUGGAUCAGCUCGUGGCGCAUGAGGACAUCAUCAGAAUGAUCGAGCGGAUGAUGGUCAAGAAGACACUGCCUCACAUGUUGCUGCAUGGUCCUCCGGGCACAGGCAAGACUUCAACGAUCAUGGCGUUGGCCAAGACUAUGUACAAAGAGCGAUACAAGUCAAUGACGCUGGAGAUGAAUGCGUCUGAUGCGCGUGGCAUCGAAGUGGUUCGAGAUCAAAUCAAGACCUUUGCCGGCCACUCAGAUCCUGCUUGGAGGGUAGAGACGGAUAAGUGCACGGAGGAUAAGACCCUCCCAUUCCGUGUCAUGUAA
Symbiodinium pilosum is the source of this 369-nucleotide messenger RNA. Lineage: Eukaryota; Dinophyceae; Suessiales; Symbiodiniaceae. The record is from the annotation of a GenBank genome assembly.